This is a messenger RNA of Ipomoea nil (Japanese morning glory), 3567 nucleotides long. RefSeq lists its product as uncharacterized. Gene Ontology annotation, molecular function: nucleic acid binding; RNA-DNA hybrid ribonuclease activity. The record is from RefSeq and is a predicted model, not a curated record. The transcript has 6 exons. Bases 1 to 3567 code for a protein of 1188 amino acids. Lineage: Eukaryota; Viridiplantae; Streptophyta; Magnoliopsida; Solanales; Convolvulaceae.
AUGGUGUCCAGUAAGAAGUCGGACUUUGUAUUUCUGAUAGAAACGAUGGUGGGACAGGAUCAUGCAGAACGUCUUCGAAUCAAAAUUGGUUUUGAAGGGUUGUUCUAUGUGGACAAUGAGAGGAAUGGGGGUGGCUUAGCGUUGCUCUGGAGGAAAAACAAUACUGCUACCCUCCUAAGCUACUCUAAGAAUCAUGUGGAUGUGGAGGUUCGAUUGGCUGAUGAUAGAGUUUGGAGAAUGACAGGUUUCUACGGCUUUCCAAAGCGGGAAGACAGGAGGGAAUCGUGGGAGUUAUUGGGGACGCUAAGUGGGAGAUCCUCGCUUCCAUGGGUUAUGGCUAUGAGAGGCUAUCAAUUUACCUGGGAAAAGAGCAAAGGCACGAACAAUUGGAUUGAGGAGAGGUUGGACAAGGUGUUGGCAACGGCAUCUUGGGGGGAUGUUAAUCCCCAUGCAGAGAGGAGAAGGGGUCACAGAGGAUUCAGGUUUGAGAUGGCCUGGUUGCUGGAUGAGGGAUGCAGGGAGGUGGUUGAGACAGCCUGGCAUGACCGGCGGACUGAGGGUUUGCUGAAUUGUCAGCAAUAUUGUGGGCACAGUCUGAUGCGGUGGGGAGGGGACCACUUCCAUAAGUUUGGGGACCGAAUAAAGCGGAUCCGCGCGAAACAGGAGGCCAUUAGACAUAGGCGUGAUCCGGAUGCCCUGACCGAAUUUCAGAGUCUGGAAAUUCAGUUAACCCAGCUGGAAGCUCAGGAGGACACCUUCUGGAGACAGAGGGCGAAACAACAUUGGCUGCGUGGUGCUAAUGUAAACACAAAGUUUUACCACAGUGAUCCUUUGUUUAAUGAUUUUGCCCCACGUGUCACCCCGGCACAAAACAUGGCCCUUUUGCGCCCCUUUGAUAUUGAUGAGGUUAGAACUGCAGUAUUUUCUAUGUUCCCGGAUAAAGCCCCAGGGCCAGAUGGUAUGAACCCAGGUUUCUACCAACAUUUUUGGGAUGUGGUGGGAGUGGAUGUAUCUGGAUUUAUUGUUAACACCCUCAACUCGCGAAUCCUGCCGAAUGGAUUGAAUGAUACGAAUAUAGUACUGAUCCCUAAGAAAAAUGUGCCUGAAACGGUUGGGGACAUGCGGCCAAUUGCUCUCAGUAAUGUACUGUACAGGAUUAUGGCUAAGAUGAUAACCAAUAGAAUGAAACCACUUAUGGAAAAUCUAAUAUCAGAUUCCCAGAGUGCUUUCAUUUCAGGGAGGUUGAUCACAGAUAAUAUCCUGGUGGCUUCGGAGGUUGGCCACUUUCUAAAUCGGAAGCAAUGUGGUAAUGUGGGAUGGGGAGCUCUAAAGUUAGAUAUGGCAAAGGCAUAUGAUAGAAUGGAGUGGCCUUUUCUGAAGAAGAUGUUACAGGUAAUGGGAUUUGAUAAGGGGUGGAUUGAUUUGAUUAUGACAUGUGUGACGACUGUGACAUAUCAGGUUGUGGUAAAUGGUGUGCCUGGAGGAAAAAUAAUCCCAACACGAGGUCUCAGGCAAGGCGACCCCCUUUCACCUUAUUUGUUCAUUAUAUGUGCAGAAGGAUUAUCUUUAUUAUUACAAAAAGCUGAGCUGGCAGGUUCAAUUCAUGGAUGUAGAGUGGCUAGAGGGGCACCCCCAGUGUCACAUUUCUUCUUUGCAGAUGACAGCUUAUUGUUUUUCAAGGCAAACUUACAGGAGGCUAGUGUGAUAAAACAAUGUCUGCUGAGGUAUGAGAAUUUAUCUGGUCAGAUGGUUAAUUAUCAUAAAUCAAAUAUUUGUUUUAGCAAGAAUACCUCAAGGGAGGAUAGGGAUCUCGUGGCUAAUUGUUUAGGCGUGGAUCAGGCACCAAACUUUGGGAAAUAUUUAGGGCUUCCGUCAUUCAUUGGGAGAAAUAAAAGGGCAGUCUUCUCUUAUGUGGAGGAUAAAAUCAAACAGAGAAUUGGAUCAUGGAAUAAGAAGCUGUUGUCACAAGCAGGAAAAGAGGUACUUUUGAAAAGUGUGGCUCAAUCUAUGCCUACCUUCUUAAUGAGUAUUUUCUUAUUGCCUGAUACAGUCUGUUUAUCUAUUGAGAGGACAAUGAACAGAUACUGGUGGGGAAAAGGGGUGGACAGAGGGAUCCAUUGGAAGGCCUGGGAUAAAUUGUGUGUUCCUAAGAGAUAUGGGGGUUUGGGAUUUAAAGAUCUUCGUUCUUUUAACCUGGCUAUGUUAGGGAAGCAGGCAUGGAGAUUUCUUACUAAUCCAACCUCUCUUGCAGCAAGAAUAUAUAAAGCCCGUUACUACCCGACGACUUCCUUUAUUGAUGCAAAGAUAUGGAAUUGUCCCAAUUAUUGUUGGCGGAGUAUAAUGGCUGCCCAUGAAAUAGUUUGCUCUGGAGUCAGGAGAAGGAUUGGAAAUGGGGGAAAAACUCUGAUCUGGGGACAUCCCUGGUUGCCUGAUGAUCCAAGUCCUUUAAUACAAACAGUAAUGCCUGAGGAACUGCGUGAGGCGAGGGUUGUAGGUUUGAUUGACCAGCAAACGAAAACAUGGGAUCCUCAUAUUUUAUGCGAUUUGUUUGAACCUGACGAUGUGGCUCGUAUAUCUAGGAUCCCUGUGAGUCCGGAGUAUGAGGACUCGUGGUAUUGGUAUAAAGAUCCAAGGGGUGAAUAUUCUGUUAAAAAUGCAUAUAGGCAGAUUGUUGGAGAUUUUGUAAAUAAUUCUGGUGCCUUUGAUAAGUGGAUCACAUUGUGGAAGUUGAAAGUCCCACCCAAAUGGAAAACCUUUUUAAUUGUUUGGAAUAUUUCGGGUUUGCCUGUUACAAAUAUUAUUGCUGCUACUUUUCCAGAAUGGAUAAUGGGUGCUAUGGCUAACUUAACGGAGGAGCAAUUUGCCACACUGGUAGGAGUUCUAUAUCAUUUAUGGAAUGCCCGGAACGAAGCUGUAUGGAAGAGGGCAUUACCACGACCUCCCACUACAUGGAGGCGUGCUGCCACGGCAAGACUGGCGUAUAUCCAAGCCCACUGCCCGGGCAGUGUUCACGCAGCGCAGCCACCUGCACCGGCGCUCCAGGGACGUCCGCGCUGCUUCUUCGACGGAGGUUUUCGACCGCAGUCGGGCGACGCGGCUUACAGCGUUGUAUUACUACACCCGGAUGGUUCGUUCAAGGCGGCAACAAAUGGCAAGCUCACGAGAUGUUUUUCACCUCUUAUGGCGGAGGCCCUAGCAUGCAAAGAAGCGUUAUCAUGGCUUAAGGAGCGGAACGAACUCGAUGUGGAUAUGCUGACUGAUUGCACACAACUACGACAUCACUUACGAUCUAGUCCUACGACCAUCCUAUCUUAUGAAGGGGUGGUGGAGGAUCAAUGUCGGAGUCAAAGGCAGGAUGGGUGUGGAUUUGUGGAAUUGUAUGAUCCUCCAAUGUGUUACCGUUCGAAGCGAAUAAUUCCGGGAUUGCUUAAACGCAUUAAUAGACUAGAGGAAGAUAUAAGAACACUGAAUAUGAAGAUUGAAUGUGAUAAGAAGGAGGCUGGAAAUGUGUUGAAGAAGAUUGUAGGAAUAAUGAUUUUAAUUUUUGUAGGCUAUAUUGGUAGUUAG